CCGGCGAAUUUCUGGCAGGGCCAUCUACGCGAUCAUGGCAAAGCUGAUCUCUGGCACAUGCUUGGAAUCGUCGACCUGCCUUUCCAGUUCCAUAUAACGUACUUUUUCCUGCUCAUGUGAGCGUGGCCUAGUUGUCUCAACCGGACCCGAGUUCUGGUUGGUAACUCAUCCAUCGUCACCCAUCUAGUCGUGAACGUGAACCAAUACUUUGACCCUCUAGGGUCAACCAGUGAAGUACAAUGGUGAUCAGGAUGAAUGCCUUCGCCUGGCAUUUAUCUCGCUUGACUGCGAGACCCCUCUUGACAAGCCACUUCAGACAACGUAUGGUAAUCCCUGUCAUCGACCUUAGCUACUCGCUCACAGGAGACUGCGUAGUUUCAGUCUCUGUUCGCAGAUACCAUGUAUCAUCAGUGUUGCAAGAGGAGAGGAAAGAUCCUGCAAUAGUAGACAAUGACGCACAGAAGCAACACAGCGGAGUUCCAUACUCUUCGCUCACAGUCGGAGUACCAGUCGAGACCUUUCCCAAUGAGCGUCGCGUCGCUCUGACGCCUCAGAACGCCGCGUUGCUUUUGAAAAAGGGCUUCUCUAGAGUGUUGGUGGAGAAAUCCGCUGGGCUCCAUGCCCAAUUCCUCGACGAGCAAUACAGAGCAGCAGGAGCUGUGCUUGUCGACCGAACUGAACUGUUCACCUCAACCGAUAUUUUACUCAAAGUUCGACCACCCCUGCUCGGACAGGAACUAGAACAUAUCAGAGAUGGCAGCACGUUGAUAUCCUUCCUAUACCCUAACCAAAACAAAGCGAUUGUGGACGCAUUGGCACAAAAGCAAGCAACGGCAUUCGCCAUGGAAAUGAUACCUCGUAUUUCUAGAGCCCAAGUUUUCGACGCUUUGAGUUCAAUGGCAAACAUUGCAGGGUACAAAGCGGUCCUUGAAGCUGCUAAUCAUUUUGGACGUUUCCUCACUGGUCAAGUAACGGCUGCUGGAAAAAUUCCGCCAUGUAAGGUUCUCGUAAUCGGUGCUGGUGUAGCGGGAUUGAGUGCCAUUGCUACGGCUAGGCGAAUGGGUGCUAUUGUGCGAGGCUUCGACACCCGUGCGGCCGCUCGUGAACAGGUACAAUCUCUCGGUGCUGAAUUUCUCGAAGUCCCCGUUCAGGAGAGCGGUGAGGGCGGUGGCGGCUACGCGAAGGUGAUGUCAAAAGAAUUUAUCGAAGCCGAAAUGAAGCUCUUUAUGGAACAAUGCAUGGAUGUAGACAUUGUGAUCACGACUGCACUCAUUCCUGGCAAGCCCGCCCCGAAACUCAUCACCAAGGAGAUGGUCGCCGCAAUGAAGCAAGGUUCCGUCGUUGUCGACCUGGCUGCCGAAACUGGAGGUAAUUGUGAAGUUACCAAACCUGGCGAGUUGUAUGUUCAUGAUGGAGUCACCAUCAUUGGAUACACUGACUUGCCAUCAAGACUACCUACUCAAUCAUCCACUCUCUACUCCAACAACAUCACAAAGUUCCUCUUAUCCAUCGGUGAUGGCAAAGGCAAUUUCGCCGUCAACCUAGAAGAUGAAGUCGUUCGAGGAUCAAUCGUCGUACAUCGUGGUCAAAUCCUUCCACCGGCUCCUCGUCCUGUCCCUCCCCCAGUCGUCGCUGCUCCUCCUACGCCCAAGGAAGGCACUGAGACCACCGCUAUCACACCUUGGCAAAAAACUACUCGCGAAGUUGCUACAAUUACGGCCGGUAUGGGCUCUGCCGUCGCUCUCGGAAAGCUUGCAGGCCCUGUUUUCAUGAGCAACUUCUUCACUUUCGGUUUGGCCAGUAUGAUCGGCUACCGUGUCGUUUGGGGUGUCGCCCCCGCUUUACACUCUCCAUUAAUGUCAGUUACGAAUGCUAUCUCGGGUAUGGUGGGCAUUGGUGGUUUGUUUGUGAUGGGUGGCGGAUACCUGCCGGGUACUGUCCCACAAGCAUUGGGCGCGCUGUCUGUUCUUUUAGCAAGUGUCAAUGUUGCUGGCGGAUUUGUGAUUACGAAACGUAUGCUGGAUAUGUUCAAGCGACCCACGGAUCCUCCUGAAUAUGCUUGGCUUUAUGGUAUCCCAGCCAUCGUCUUCACUGGAGGCUUUUUGACUGCUGCCAGUUCCGGGAUGUCAGGUCUGGUUCAGGCUGGCUAUCUCACAAGCAGUUUGUUGUGUAUCGGUUCGCUGUCCGGGCUUGCAUCCCAAGCGACUGCAAGACAAGGCAACAUCCUCGGUAUUCUCGGGGUCAGUUCCGGUAUUCUAGCGUCACUAGGCGCAGUAGGAUUCUCCCCGGAAGUCCUUGCCCAAUUCUCCGGAGUUGCUGCUAUUGGUGGCCUUAUUGGUACCAUCAUCGGACGUCGUAUAACUGCCAUUGAAUUACCACAGAUGGUCGCCGCCUUGCACUCCGUCGUCGGUCUAGCAGCUGUCCUGACUAGUAUUGCAAGUGUCUUGGCUGAUGUUGGACAUGCUUCUACGUUACAUCUCGUUACUGCGUACCUCGGUGUUCUUAUUGGUGGUGUUACUUUCACCGGUUCCAUUGUCGCAUUUUUCAAACUCGCCGGUCGGAUGUCCUCAAGACCUAUCGUUCUUCCGGGCCGACAUCUUAUCAAUUCUACCCUCUUGGGAGCUAAUGUCUUGACCAUGGGUGCAUUCAUGACCUCAGCAUCCACGGUUCCUCUUGUGGCAGCAGCCUAUUUGGGUACCAAUGCGAUUCUCAGUUUCAUAAAAGGAUUUACAACUACUGCUGCCAUUGGUGGUGCUGAUAUGCCUGUCGUCAUUACGGUCCUGAACGCUUACUCUGGGUUCGCAUUGGUAGCAGAAGGUUUCAUGUUGGAUAACCCGCUAUUAACGUCCGUUGGCGCACUAAUCGGUGUCAGCGGUUCCAUUCUAUCCUAUAUCAUGUGUGUUGCCAUGAACAGAACCCUCACAAAUGUUCUAUUCGGCGGUAUAGGAUCAUCUGUAGCACAAUCAGACUACAAGAUAGAAGGUGCCAUCACAAAGACUUCAGUUGAGGAAACCGUCGAUGCGCUCAAUAACGCGGAAAAUGUCAUUCUUGUGGUCGGCUAUGGUAUGGCCGUGGCGAAGGCGCAGUAUGCGAUUUCGGAUAUUGUGAGAAUACUUAGAGCGAGGGGAAUCAAUGUUCGAUUCGCUAUUCAUCCAGUUGCUGGAAGAAUGCCCGGUCAAUGCAAUGUCCUUCUUGCAGAGGCGUCUGUGCCUUAUGACAUCGUUCUGGAGAUGGAUGAAAUCAAUGACGACUUCAGUGAUACCGAUGUGACAUUGGUAAUCGGUGCCAACGAUACCGUGAACCCUAUCGCUCUGGAACCUGGUUCAGCCAUUGCGGGGAUGCCUGUCCUUCAUGCGUGGAAGAGUAAACAGGUUAUCGUCAUGAAACGAGGCAUGUCUAGUGGAUACGCGGAUGUCCCAAACCCGAUGUUCUACAUGCCUGGCACGAAAAUGCUUUUUGGCGACGCCAAGGAUACUUGUGAAGCUAUCAAGCAGGGUCUUGAGAGCAGGACGUAGCAUGGCUCUUCAUUUUGUACAUCAAUAUUGUACUAAUAGGACCUCAUCGGGGAACGGGACAGUCUUGAUACUACAUUUCGGAACUUGUUGUAAAAAUAUGGAUUCUGCAGUGUACUAUUUAGAACCUAUAUACCAGUCUUACUGUUUGCAGUUUCCCGUUUUCCGUUUAAUGUGGAUGUAUAUGAUUCGGGGAUGGCUUCACAGGCGGGAUGAUACCAGGGAAGAAGACAUUGCGAAUCCCUUUCGCCGCCUCAUACCACCUCCAAUCAUGCGCCAAAUUCACCUCGACGUGAGGAUUCUCA
Somion occarium is the source of this 3817-nucleotide messenger RNA. NCBI's taxonomy places the organism in Eukaryota, Fungi, Basidiomycota, Agaricomycetes, Polyporales, Cerrenaceae. The record is from the annotation of a GenBank genome assembly.